This is a messenger RNA of Cucurbita maxima (winter squash), 652 nucleotides long. RefSeq lists its product as uncharacterized. Lineage: Eukaryota; Viridiplantae; Streptophyta; Magnoliopsida; Cucurbitales; Cucurbitaceae. The record is from RefSeq and is a predicted model, not a curated record. The coding region runs from base 272 to 652 and encodes 126 amino acids. The transcript is spliced from 2 exons.
UGUUGUUGGCAUCUUCAUUGAUUCUUACAUGACUUGCUGUUGUCUCAAAGACCAUAGGUGAAACUUAGCAUAGAAAGAGUUGAGAGGUGUUGAUGAUUUUGAGGAGUGAACUCUGGCGUCUCUGCUCAAGGUUAUGGUGGCUGAUAUGGAAUCACCCGAAGCGCAGAGUUAUUGUCAAAAGGUUUGGGAAGAUGAAAGUAUAGCCAGAGUCAGCCAGUUGGGCGAUUCUGUCUCGAAAAGGUGAUUUCGAGUUGCCACAUUCAAUGUUGCCAUGUUCUCUCUAGCACCUGCUGUUCCCAUUGCAGAGAAGUCAGCAACAUUCAGCUUUGGUAGAAAGGAAAGCAGUUUUAUAAGCCCUGUGAAUCAUUGCCCAAAGAGUAUACUAAAGCAAUCUCCAUUAACCAAGACUGAAUCUCUCUCAAGAUCAAAGCCCAAAGUUUCCAUUAAUCUUCCUGACAACGAGAUUUCCUUAGCAAACAAGUUUCCUGGUUCCAUGGAAGACAAAACACCGAGCUUAUCGAAGACGACGAACGAAAAAAGAAACUUGCUAAAGGUCGCGAUCGACAUGCGGGGACGGGAGAAGUUAACAUCUACUGCACUCGACCAUCUGGAUGAGCAUUGGANAUGGGCAGGGCUGAUUGUGGAAAUGUAG